AGCAUCUCAAAUUUAGCUAUUUGAGAAAAGAAGAAAGAGCAACAAAAAUGGCAAGCAAAUGCAAUCUUAGAUCAAUUAGUUUGCCAUCCAGGCCACAUCCUAGCACCCUUAGAAUUGAGGAGGAGCUGAACAGGAUCAAAACAGGGGAGGGAUCAUCUGCAUCUACAUCAGGGUCGAUCUGUUUGGGUUUAUCCGGGUUGGAGGAGUUGUACCAUUGCAUGGAUGAUCUUCUUAACAUGGCAUCCACUCAACAAGUCCUCUCUAAGCAUCAACAGGAGAAAUGUGUUGAUGAAUUUUUGGAUGGAUCUGUUAGGCUUUUGGAUGUGUGUGGCAUUGCUAGAGACAUCGUGUUCCAGGUCAAGGAACAAAUUCAUGCCCUGCAAUCUGCUCUCAGGAGGAGAAAAGGAGAUUCUAGCAUUGAGAAAAGCAUUGUUAAUUACACUUCCUUUAGGAAGAAGAUGAAGAAGGAAGCCAAGAAAUUGAUUGUGACGUUGAAGCAGAUGGACAAUAAAAUUGGAGCUUCAACAGUAUUGGACCAGGAUCAUCAUUUCCUAGCCGUGAUUCGGGUUCUUAGAGAACUUAAUUCAAUGAAUAUUUCCAUCUUCCAAUCAUUGUUUUCAUUCUUGGCUGCACCAGUUCCCGGAAAGCAAACAACAUGGUCCUUGGUGUCAAAAUUGAUGCACAAGGGAACGGUAGCAUGUGAACAAGAGAACGUAAAUGAGUUUGAAACUGUUGAUGCUGUGCUUUGCAGGCGCAGUUCCAAUGUUGAGAAGAUGCAAACAGCACAGAAAAGAUUGGAGGCCUUGGAAAGUAGCAUCCAGGGCCUUGAGGAUGGUCUUGAGUCUCUGUUCAGGCGGCUGGUCAAAGCAAGAGCUUCUCUCCUCAACAUAUUAUCUCAAUAGAUUAGUUUGUUCUCAAAAAGGAUCCCUGGGAAAAGGCAUCCAAGUUUUAGAGGAAUUGCCAAGAGGGAAAAUUCAAUUCCCAAUUACAAAACUUUGUACAUGAAACAAAAAAUAUUUUGUUAU
Molecule: messenger RNA, 1025 nt
Organism: Rubroshorea leprosula
Lineage: Eukaryota; Viridiplantae; Streptophyta; Magnoliopsida; Malvales; Dipterocarpaceae
Source: the annotation of a GenBank genome assembly